AUGGCUAACAACUACGAAGAACCUCUCCCACCUGGUGUGCAGUGCUUACCAAAUUCUUCACCACAGUUAGUCUCUUCAAAUCAAUCGGCUCAUCAUCCUCCUCCAUCUUUCCAAAAUUUUGUUAAUGGUCACCAGCAAUAUGGUUACCCUAUUCACCCUUCUAAUGUGGCCCACACUCCUCCCUCUGGAAACUUCCAUCCACAGUAUAGUUCACCUCAACAAGCACUGUAUGCACCUCCAUUAUCUUCUCAGUUUCCCACUCCCUUCAAUGCCACUAUUGGCUCUGAAACUUCUCAGAUAACUGGAGCUUCAAAUGGAGAGCAGCAUUUGGGAAAUUCCACUGACAUCGAAACUGCAGCCCAGGAUGCUGUGCUACGUGAACAAGAUAUUGUGAUGCAGAAAGUCAUAGUUGAUCAAAGAGAAGCAAGGGCUGCAGGUGGAUCACAUGAAGAGAACUCAGACAUCUUUGCAGGACGCCAUGAUCCUAAUGCUAUAAAGGAACAUCUGUUAAAGAUAACAACAGAUCAUCGGUCUCAGAUGGCAUUAAAGCGUGGAAAACCAGCCUCUUCAGAAGGUAAUGUGGAAAUUGGGAAUGGGUAUGGAGUACCUGGUGGAGGUGCUUAUUAUGGUGCUUUAAAGCCAGACACUUUAUCAUCUGAAAGCAAUGGCAAUGAAAAACACGAAUCAGGCCAAAACAUUUCUGAACAACCUAAUGAUUUGCCUGAGUUCCUCAAGCAAAAGCUGAAAGCUAGGGGAAUUCUAAAAGACGAGUCUGAUAAUAAGUUGAAUAAUCAAGUCAAGCAAUCACCUGAAGUCAUGGCACCUUCUACAUUGCCACCAGGAUGGAUUGAAUCUAGGGACCCCACAAGUGGCUGUGUCUUUUAUUACAAUGAAAAGUCUGGAAAAAGUCAAUGGGAAAAACCUGUUGGAACAUCCUUAAACUCACAGCCAGCAUCACCUUCUUUCCUUCUAGAAGAUUGGCAAGAGGUACUUGAUGAGACAAGUGGUUGUAAAUAUUACUACAACUCAAAAACCAACGUAUCACAGUGGGAACACCCACAGAAGAAAGCAGCAGCAGCCUUGAGUCAACAAGUCAACGUGGUGGAGUCAGUAGAUAUAAAGAAAUGCUGCGGAUGUGGUGGGUGGGGGGUAGGGCUUGUACAGUCAUGGGGGUAUUGUUGUCAUUGCACACGGGUUCUCAACCUUCCGGAAUCUCAAUACCUGUCUAUGAUUGCAGCAAGUCAACAUCAAGCUUCCAAUGAUGCAACUAAGUCAAGGAAACCCCCUUCAGGAAAAGGGAAUAAAAAAGAGGGAAAGAAACGUGGUUUUGCUGAGGAUGAUGAGGUGGAUCCUAUGGAUCCAAGUGCAUAUUCAGAUGCCCCUCGUGGUGGCUGGGUGGUUGGGCUGAAAGGAGUACAGCCACGAGCUGCAGAUACAACUGCAACGGGGCCUCUGUUUCAGCAGCGACCUUAUCCAUCACCAGGUGCUGUGUUAAGGAAAAAUGCAGAAAUAGCUUCACAGAGGAAGAAACCGGGUUCUAAUUAUGCACCAAUAUCCAAAAGAGGAGAUGGGAGUGACGGCCUUGGAGAUGCUGAUUGAAAAAUAAAUUUAACUUUUUUUUUUUAUUGUAAAAUUCAAUUUUGCAACUUUAUUUUUAUGAGUUUUGGGUUUUUAGUUUUUUAAACUGGUUGGUUCUUUUAGCUUCAAUCCAUAGAUAUACUUGUACAUCAACUGUAUUUUUCAAUAGGUUGUAUUGUGUUUGACAUAAUAGGCGA
Molecule: messenger RNA, 1775 nt
Organism: Lactuca virosa
Lineage: Eukaryota; Viridiplantae; Streptophyta; Magnoliopsida; Asterales; Asteraceae
Source: the annotation of a GenBank genome assembly